GGCAUGCGCACACAUAACCGGCCUCUAUUGCCACGUUUACCCACUGACAGAAGACCUAUUGCAGGAUCUCUCCCCGAAAACUGGGUGACUUUUCAUCAUGUUUUUCAAAAUUUUAUCAUUGUGUUUGUUAAGUUCUUUAGUGUUAGCAGUUGAGAUAAAAGAAGAUGGUGGAGUGCUCGUAUUAACAACGGAAAACUUUGAUCAAGCUAUCGCAGAUAACGAACAUAUUCUUGUUGAAUUCUAUGCACCUUGGUGUGGUCACUGCAAAGCUUUGGAACCAGAAUUUGUUAAAGCUGCUACAGCUUUGAAGGACUCUGAGUCAUCCAUCAAACUUGGCAAAGUUGACGCCACUAUUGAAAGCAGCUUAGGAGAGAAAUUUGGAGUUAAAGGUUAUCCAACAUUGAAGUUUUUCUCAGGUGGUCAACCCAGUGAAUACCAAGGUGGCAGACAGGCCCCAGAAAUUGUUAACUGGUUGAAAAAGAAGACUGGUCCACCAUGUACAACCCUUGAUGAUGUUGCUGCUGCUAAGAAAUUUGCUGAAUCUGAUGAUGUAGUUGUUAUUGGAUUCUUCAAGGAUCUGGAAUCUGCUGAAGCCAAGGCCUAUGAAAAAGCAGCCAAGGGUAUUGAUGAUGUUCCUCUUGGAAUCACGUCCAAUGCUGAUGUCUUCGCUGAAUACAAGAAGGAAAGUGAUGGAGUUGUCUUACUUAAGAAGUUUGAUGAAGGUCGGAAUGACCUUGAAGGGGAAGUUACUGUUGAAGCAGUCAAAACAUUUGUUAGUGGCAACCGUCUCCCAUUGGUUGUGGAAUUCACACAGGAGAGCGCACAAAAAAUAUUUGGAGGAGAAAUCAAGAAUCACAUUCUUCUGUUUAUCAAAAAAUCUGCAGACAAUUUUAAGGACACAAUGGAUGGGUUCAAAGCAUCUGCAAAGGGAUUCAAAGGAAAGGUACUUUUCAUCUACCUUGAUAUCGGAGAUGAAGAAAACAGUAGAAUCCUUGAAUUCUUUGGACUGAAGCCUGAAGAAUGCCCAUCUGUUCGUCUUAUCAACCUUGGAGAAGACAUGAGCAAAUUUAAGCCAGAAAGUGAUGAUCUUGGCACAGAAGCAAUCACUAAAUUUGUACAGUCAUUUUUGGACGGUACUCUGAAACCCCAUCUUAUGUCUGAGGAUGUGCCCAGUGACUGGGAUAAGGAAGAAGUUAAAGUCCUUGUAGGAAAGAAUUUUGAUGAAGUAGCCCGAGACAAAUCCAAGGAUGUAUUUGUUGAGUUUUACGCUCCUUGGUGCGGACAUUGCAAGCAGCUGGUUCCCAUUUGGAAUGAACUCGGAGAAAAAUUCAAGGAUAAUGCCGAUGUUGUUGUAGCUAAGAUGGAUUCCACAGCAAACGAGAUCUCUGAUGUUAAAGUCCAGAGCUUCCCCACUCUUAAAUACUUCCCUAAAAACAGUGAAGAGAUAAUUGACUACAAUGGUGAAAGAACAUUAGAAGCCCUGACCAAGUUUUUGGAGAGUGGUGGAAAGGAAGGCAAUGGUGAAGCAGAAGAUGCUGGAGACGAUGAUGAGGAUGAGGAGGAGGAGGAGGAGGAAGAAGAGGAUGAUGCCGAAGUACCCAGGGACGAGUUGUAAAUCAUCAUUUAAAUACAUUACAUUAAUGUCUUAUGUGAAACCUCAAUUUGUUUUCCAUCAUAAAUAUCCAGGUACCUUUAAAUUAUUAUUUUUGUUGUAGGCACUUGGGUUGACAUAUUUUUACUAAGCCUCAAUAAAGCUGAUCAUUAGUAUCUCGACAGGGAGGGGGGGGUUACCAGGUGGGGAGAAAUGGUAUUCAAAGAAGAGGACGUUAACUAUUAUUUUACAUGAAGAUUUGUUACAAUUUGUGGGGUUUUUUUCUUUUUAAAAAGAAGGUGAACAGAGUUAUCUUCAGAAAGGGGAGAGAUCACUCCAGUACUCUUCAAUUUUUAAUUGAAAUCGUUUCUUUUCCAUCUUCAAUAUGUGAAGUUGUAGGGGGAAAGGUUGAGUGUGUGUGAACGUGGAUAUGCAUGUGUUAUGAAAAGAGCAGCGAGAUGUGUACAGUUUCAGACUAUACAAAAUUCCAUUUGAGUGUUGAAUACUAGUUUUGCAUUGAUUGUUUGUGAUGAACUGAUGGUGUGUGAUGGUGCAAACUUACAAAUGUGCUUUAAAUUUAAACUUGUGCGAGACGUAUGUUGCCAACAGACUUUCUUAGACCUCAAAAUAACUACUAGAUAUAUUUAUGAACUUGGCAAGGAUUAGUUAUCUUGCUUUGUUGAGUGUAUUAACAAAAGUAGCCAUACACUUUUUUUAUAAACAAGGUACUCAAACAAGAAUGAAAAAUAAAAGAAACAUCUCGAA
Molecule: messenger RNA, 2356 nt
Organism: Mizuhopecten yessoensis (Yesso scallop)
Lineage: Eukaryota; Metazoa; Mollusca; Bivalvia; Pectinida; Pectinidae
Product: protein disulfide-isomerase-like
Exons: 9
Coding region: 98-1615 (505 amino acids)
Biological process (GO): protein folding; response to endoplasmic reticulum stress
Cellular component (GO): endoplasmic reticulum
Molecular function (GO): protein disulfide isomerase activity
Source: RefSeq, a predicted model, not a curated record